Rhagoletis zephyria (snowberry fruit fly) is the source of this 873-nucleotide messenger RNA. The record is from RefSeq and is a predicted model, not a curated record. Lineage: Eukaryota; Metazoa; Arthropoda; Insecta; Diptera; Tephritidae.
AUGGCCAACGAAACUGAUGAGCUUCAGAUCUCCGACACUCAACGACUUCGCAUCGUUGCUGACUUCAUCUUGCAUGCCCCUCCUGGAGAAUUCCGCGAAGUCUUCAAUGAUGUUCGUCACUUGCUCAACAACGACAAUUUACUUAAAGACAAGGCGUUUAGCAUAUUUGGACAGUAUCGCAAAGAUCAGCUCACACCGGUGCAAGUUGAUGGUUCAGAGGAGCUCAGUCUCAUCACUGAGUUCAACGAACUAAGUCCAAAUCGAUUUUACGAUCCUAAAUCACGAAAAUCUUUCAAGUACGAUUAUCUGAGUGAGGAGUGUUCUGAAUAUCAACCUUGGGAGCCUGAUCAAGUCAGCGAACCGUGGCGGGCUGCUCUAGAAGAAGUGUGGUCCAAUUACUGUGCCGACCACUACUUCAAUGGCAUUAGUGCCGUCUUUUCAGCCACCAGUGGUGGACAGAUUAUCUUGAGCGCAUGCAGUGAGGGCCACCAGUUUCAACCUCAAAACUUCUGGAACGGACUAUGGCGCUCAGUGUGGUCCAUUAAGUUCACGCCGAAUCAAGGCAAAGCUGAACUUCAGGGUAAAAUCAAAGCUCAAGUUCACUACUACGAAAAUGGAAACGUCCAACUUGUUAGCUACAAAGACGUGAACCAGUCCAUCACAGUCACGAAUGAGAAACAGUUGGCUGAAAACAUCAAACAAAUUGUCGAAGAGACGGAGAACGACUACCAAGUCGCCAUUUCAAAGAACUACCAAAACAUGUCGGACACUACCUUCAAAGCUCUCCGACGAGCACUGCCUGUCACUCGAUCUAAAAUAGAUUGGAACAAAAUUAUGAGUUACCGCAUCGGUAAUGAACUGAAACAAAAUUAA